AUGUAUGUGGCCGGAGCAACGGUCACCAUCCUCAUGGUGGGAACAUAUGUGUCGCGAGAUGCAAAGCUCUUUCUGAGCAGCAGUAUCCAAUGGCUCCCUACCGUCACAUUCUUGCUGCUGGCUUUCUUCAUCCGAAGCUCUGGGAGCGAAAAGAUCCACUUCGUGCCAUUGCGGCUACCGAGCUGGCUUGUGAAGACGCAGCUUUUGAACUUGCUCUCCACUUCUGUGCUUUCCUUGACGGUCACGUUUCUUCAGGCGCAAGAAGCCUUUGCGCAGCAAGUGCUCUCGCAAGAUGCCGGGUGGAACCACUUUCUGAUGUACCUCUCCUAUAGUUUGCCUACCGUCGCAAGCACCUUGGCCGUCCUGGUGCCUUCCAUGCGAUCCCUCGUGGAACAGUCGCAGGCCCAUCAGCAAAUGCUGCAGCAGCUUGAUGCCUUCGAUGAGGCGGACCGCCUCCUGCUCGAGGAACUGAUUGCAGACCUCUUUGACGCCAUGGACGAGCCUGUUCUAAGCGUUCCCAUCCAUACCUCACACUGGGAGGAAGGAGAGCCCGAAGCAGGCCCUCUCCUGGAAGCUCCCAUGGACGCCGCAACAAAAGAGCGCUUACGCUCAUGCACCGGCUACCCGCCGAAGGAGGCUGGCUUAGACGUCUUCAACGAUUAUGUCCGAGGCCCACUACGCGAAGCUCUCGUAGACAAACUGGGCGCUGACACCUUCCUGACUUGGCGAAUGUGCUUUGCUGCCUUUAUGCCUUACAUCUUUUACUGUCUGGCGAUGUCUCUUGAGGAGCUCCUCUUAGUUGAGGUAUCUAAUCUAACUCUUGGGAUCCAAAUGUGGGCCUUAUGUUUAGCUCAGUGGCUGAUUCUCGUUUGUGGCAUCCUGCCCCUGUUUCCUUUGUAUCUGGAAGUUGCGCGGGCAGUCGACAGCGCCCUGGACCCCGGUAUUCUGCAGAAGCUGCUCAUGAGCCUCAUGGGCUCUGUCUUGGCGGUUCUUCAAAUCACGCUUGGCAUUGCGACUGGCGGAGCCCUGGAGACGGCAGUCUUCAUGCACUCAUCCAUGUGGCUGUCGAUGUUCUUCAUCCUACUGAGCCUCCUGGUGGCCGUGUUCGCCUACCACUUCUGGAAGGAUGUUGCUUCGUGGUGCUUUACUGUAACGUUACAUCUUUAG
Symbiodinium natans is the source of this 1167-nucleotide messenger RNA. NCBI's taxonomy places the organism in Eukaryota, Dinophyceae, Suessiales, Symbiodiniaceae. The record is from the annotation of a GenBank genome assembly.